Molecule: messenger RNA, 6040 nt
Organism: Aedes aegypti (yellow fever mosquito)
Lineage: Eukaryota; Metazoa; Arthropoda; Insecta; Diptera; Culicidae
Exons: 8
Coding region: 1860-5588 (1242 amino acids)
Source: RefSeq, a predicted model, not a curated record
CGCUCGGUUCAGUCGAGUUCGGACAGUGCAACGCAGAGGUGCACCUGUUUGCUGAGCUCCCCUCCUGCUCCUUGAGGUGGUGUUCUGGUUGUAUGCUUUCUCCAAAUAGGGGAUCGCGUGGUAACGUUAGAGGUUAGCUUUCACAGAGAGCUUCCCCCAUUAUCCCGUCGUCAGCUGUUCGAUUCUACCUUUGGGCCUGCUUUGUGAGUAAGAAGCUCGCGCGCCGUUCACCGUUAUAAUCAUCGGCCACCUAGUAGUCGUCUAGUUGGUCGCGCGCGAUUCGUUUUUGUGUCCGUGUAUGUGUGUGUGAGGGAGAGACUGUCGUCGAUUGUGGUGAAGUGGGGGCCAAAGACUUCGUCUUUGUAAUGGAUCUGAAUGUCGCGAGGGCUUCCCGCUGACUUUCCCACUGUCGGUUGACUGUGCUUCUGCUGUUGAGUCCCCGCGGGAAGAAAGCGAAUGAGUGUGUGGUGACCUCUUGCUCGGAGGGAAGAAAUUGUUUCGCGUGUUUCGUGGAAAAAACAAAAACAAAGUAGGCAAGUGUGCACUUGGUGGAGAAAUUUUGCGCGCACAGGAAGAAUAAGGUGCGCAAAUGUGUGCAUUUCUGAGUUUUGGGUGAAUUCAGUGAAAACGUUCGUCGUCUAAUGAGACGUUGAAGUUGAAUAAAAUAUUUCGACGAGGAUUUGGUUGUGUCUUUUGUGGGAAUUCGUCAGGAACGAGAAACCUCAUUAACCGUUCGAUUACUACUUUAAUGUGAAAGGUGAACGUGUGGUCUGGAAACGAGAAGUGAGAUAAAGUGCAUUGCGGUGAGAGCUAUUAAGAAAUCGUGUUUCGGGAAACAUUGCGCAGCCUACUUAGAACAAUCGCAGUCAUUGAGGAUCGGAAAGUAUUUGGCCUACUGCAACCGAAGACGGUGAUCAAGGUUUUUUUUUCUGCACUGAAGAGCAGAAGGCGGAACACAUUCUACACACGAAGUAACAGUUUCUUCGACGUAACCUUCUGGUUGAAGCGCAGCUGCUGGGUAGUUUGUUGGAUUGGAGGAAAACAGAAAAAAAAACUAAACUUCCUCUGCGCUUCUAGGAGCAGGCAACCUCAUCUGGUGCGCGCUUCCAGUUUUCUUCGUUUUCAAGAGCAAGCGGUUUGUUGUGAUUGGACGCAGCCAUUGACGUGAGCGAUCCACCAAUUUCACGGAACUGGCCCGGAUCGAACGCAAUCUAAUGUGAGGAGCCCCAUACGAGUGCCUGGGUGUUUGCUGGUCGGACCUUACCUUCCGUAGGGGAAUAUUUUGACCCCGGCCGUCCAUCCGUCGUCCAAGAUCCGUAGAGUGUUGUUGUGAAGGUGAUCUAUCGGAAUCCGGAAUUCGCCCGCGUUAGUGAACUGGGCAGGGUGUGUGUUUGUGUGUGGAACAACAGUUGGUUUUUCGCUCCCGUGUAUCGGAUAUCGGGAAUUGGAAACUAGCGGGAGUUUUCCUCGCUGGGGUGGUCAAACGAAACGGGUGGUAGAGAGCCCGGGAAAGAAGAAAGCGUCGAUAUCGAUAUGAGGCUGGAACAUUUGGUCGGAUUGUUUUAGAGAUCUAUUUUUUUUUUCUUGGGACGAGUGGGCGUGUGCGAAAUUCAGUCGAAGGAAGGAAGACGCGAUGAUGAGAUCUGGAUGCUGGAUGCUGACCAACGAUAACGUGUAAAAUUUAAAAAGACAUCAACAUAAUGAAGCAUCCACUAAACAAGCCGAUUGGUCAUAUGGCGAAAUGAUUUAAUUCGAGUGUAGACUGAUACCAAGAUCAUCCUGAAUAGCUGAACGACUUCAACACUUCAGAAGCAGAUAUCUAACCUCGAAGACCUUAUCCACAACCCCAGCCAUCCACAAUGGGUAACUCCGGCAGCAUGCACGGUUUACCGGGGUAUGACGAGGGAUACCACCAUCAGAACUACCAACAUCAGUACCAGCGAUAUCACGAGAUGAUGCGCGCCAACGGUCAUCAUGGAGCUCCACCAGGUUGGCUGGAGUCCUAUCAGCGCGAUCUCCGCAAUGGAGGUGGAGGAGGCGGAGGCCUCGUAGGCGGAGGUCACCGUACCUUCGAUAACCGACACAGUCACGAAGGCCUGGGUCAUCGGGAGUCCACUAGCAGUGGACCGAGCCUCCCACCGCCGAUGAAGGUUCUUCCGGAUAUCCCCGGACGCGUUGCCAAGCUUCGUCCGACUAACAAUGGCAAUAUUCUGCACUCUGGCGGAACGAUCAGCAAGAACAAUAACCUUCAGCGAUCCAAGAGCAUAUCCUCGCCAACGUAUCAGCAGCAUCAACAGCAAGCCUUCGAUGAGACGGAAGAAAACGGAGUCAUGACAUUGCUUCCGCCCAGGCUGGCCAUGCAGCGAUCGCGAACGCAGAUGAACAUGAUGACACCGGGACGGCGAGACUUCGAUGAGUCCCCGUCCAGAGGUCGAGGAUACGCCACCAAUCAACGGAAGCCUAGUUACGAGCAUGGAACGCUGAACAAGAAGCGCUUCGGCUCGGAACCGGACCUUCGUAUUUCUUUGAGUGGGAACGAGAUGCAGGACGACUCGAGUGGCGGACAGCCAGGCGGCCAUCGGAACACCAAACCGGUUCAGUCGAAGAUCAUCAAGGGUAAGAAUAAGAAAAAGGCUCCCGUUCCGCCUCCGGUGGACAAGCGUGAACGUGAACCGGAAGUCAUGGAGAAACAGCGUAUUAUCGCGUACUCUCCACUGCGCAAGACCAAUUCGGAUGCCUCGUCAACUCAGCCGUCCAGCGACAGCAACAGUAACAAUCCAACCCGUAAACUCCGUCUGUUCAAAACCCGUGCCGAGACCAAGAAGAACAUAGCCAAACUGCCGGAAGCAUCCGAUGCCAAGUACUCGGCCAAAAGCGGGCACAAGCUUCCCCUGGCGCCGUCCAACAGCAGCCCUUACAAGCUGAUGGGUCGCAAGGAUCCCGAGUUCGACAGCGGCACCCUCGACAAGCCCAAGUCUCGACUCAAUCCAACGUCGUUUUUCCGCCGGGAAAAGACAUUCGACAUUGGAGUGCUCGAGCGAGAGCGGGUGCUACGUGGCGGAGGGACCGCCAACCAUGUGCCAGAAAUCAAGCCGACCAUGUCGCCGCCGAUUUCACGACGAAAGUCCAUCGUCAAAUCGCUGCUGGAGAAGGACCAAGCCGAACAAGAGCAGCAGAAUCAACGGAAGAUGCAGAAGCAGAUGCAGCAGAGUCGGGUUUCAACGGUUGAGCCGAAGUUCAAGCCCAAGACUCAAGAAGAGAAACGGAAGCCGCAGCAGUCAGCUCCGGUUAUGCCGAUGACGGACUUCCAGAAGGAGCUUCAAGUUGCCACGCGGCGGAAAACUACAGCCACCAGCAAUACAAACCAUGCGCCACAGAAGUCCAUCGCUACAACGGCCAAUCAACGCAAGAUAUCCGAGGUCAAGCAAACCAUCAAAGUGGAAGCACCGAAGAACAGUUUGGUCAUCUCGGUGGAACCAAUCAAGCAGGAAUCUCCGGAACGGGAGAAACAAUCUCUCAGUCCGGCGCCACCACCGCCUCCACUUCCAAAAACAAGCUUCUACUUCGGCAUGACCGAAGUUCCCAAGCAGUCCUCCAAGGAAGAAUCGCGUAUUUCCCCGGGGCUCUUGGUCACUGCCAAGAUGUUGGAAACUCGCGUCGACUCGGACGUCGACUCCUCCGAUGAGGAACCCAUCACGCGGAACGACUUCCACAACGAGCUGGACGACGAAAUGGACAAAACCCAGCUGGAUGCCAUCGAUCGCUUCGCGGCUAGCCUCAUGAAUGGAACCAAGUUCGCCUCCGGAUCGGACUCGGCAGCUUCCUCGGACGUGGAGGUACGUACCAACGGCAAUGACCUGGACUCCGAGGCACAGGAGAUAUGUCUCAAACUUCGGCCAACGCUGCCGCGCAAAAAUUUUGAGAUACCACGAUUCAGUCCGGCUGCCGCCUGGCGACUUCUGACCACCGAAGACGACUUUGGGCGGGACGCAACCGAGCUGUUCCCGUUUGUGGAGAAGAAAACUAUGCUUCGCAGUUUGGAAGCUGUGGACGCAGCGGAGGACCGUAUCGAACGCAUCUACCGGGAACCGGUCCCGGGUCUGCAAGAUAACAAGAGCGGAGAUAGCGGGAUUUCCGGGGACGCAGGUCUUCCUGAUAUCGGAGAAGCUCAGCUGAUGAACUCGAGUAAGGAGCGCGACUCACCGGAGAGUUCACCUGCCGAUGGCAGCGGUAACAAUGCAUGGUCGGCGAAUGCGCUGCGGUUGACGCCCUGGACACCGCAACAGGACUUGGAAGAUGACGACGAUACGACGGGAAGCAGCGACAACAGACAGCUCAUCGAGGAGACUCCCAUCAGCAAUGGUCCCAACGAUUUCUCCAGCAAGGGACAUAUUUUCAGUUUGUCACUGCCGCGUGAAAGCCAUCUAUCUAUCUACACGGCAACUGCCAAUGGGGAAAAGGUUGAAAAACAGAUGUUCAACAGCCUGCAGAAGUUACGCAAAUCGGUCUCGGAUGCGUUCACCAGCGAUCCCAAUGAAAGUCCACUGGAAAGCGGAGACAACUGGUUCCUCUCCCGACUGGAGUCGCCAUCGAUGACCAAUGCCUUCGAAAAGAGACAGCUUAGUCCAACUUCGCCGAAGCAAGUCCUUCCAGAGGUGCCGGCAAACGGCGCAACCCUGAAAGAGGAGACGCAGUUUGGCAUGCCGACCAAACACAACGCCAUCGGGUAUCUGGUCAGCGGAAAGCACAUGAUGUACCUUCCAAAGGAGGCCACCAAGGUCGUCACCACCAGCAGCAGCCCUACCAAGAAUGAUCAAAACAACAACGUGCCAGAAACACCCGCUGUGACCAAGUCAUACGCGGAUAAGCGACGGGAAACCAAGGAGAAUAUGCAGGAUCCGGUACCGGAAGGGGCGACCUUCCCGGUGAAGAUUUCCAACCGGAAGAAUCACCGAUUCACCUUCCAGAGCACGAUACGUCAGAUUGAGAAACGCCGUGUGGCCGAGAAGCUUUCGCGGGAGGCGGAGAUCAAGGAAGCACUGAGACUGAGCGAAUUGGAAGCCAUGCGCAGGGUGGAGGAAGAGUUCCAGAAGAAGCGAGCCCGCGAGAAGGCUUCCAUACGGCACCAGCUGCGGCUGUUCACGAUGGAGGAGACGGGACAGGCGUACGACGGGAACGAUGACGAUGAGAACACCGACUUCAGCAAACGCGUCGAACCGGAGGUCGACAGCGUGCCCAACCAACCCAAACCCAACGGACUGUACCGCAAGAAAGACUCCACGAUGGAGCGGCCAUCGUACCAAAAUGGCGGCCAAGCGCGUCGAUUGAGCUCGUCCCGUUUCCACGCAAGCGCAGCCACUCUGGAGCGGAAGCACUCCUCGGGCAGCGGCAGCGGUAACUACGACCGGGAUCUGGAAGAUGAUUUCAACAACAGCGAUGACAACGCCGGAAACGGCCACCAGAACGACGUUGACGAGGACGAUGACGCGGAUAGCAGCUUGGGGUACAUCGACACCCGGACGCCGUACAUCUCCCGCAUCAUUCAGGCCAAGAGCAGCAAGAGCUACUCGGGUGGUUUGAAGAAGUGAAAGCAAGUCACCAUCACCGCAAGCAACGAACCGCCAUCUAGUCAACACGAAUCAACGGUUGGAAAGAUUUUAAACGUGUAAAACAAUACGAUGCUCAAAACUGAAACCCGGCAUACUCAGAAACUUUCUGCACAAAACUAGAGACGUCGAGAACGGAAAUGAUCCCUCGACGAUCCCACACAACAAUAAUCGAACAACAAGGUCAAUGUAUUUAAUUCUUCCCGAAAGGACCUAGCUUAGUACCAGCGGUGUUCCGAUUGGGCAUAAUCGACACUUAUUUGAUUGGAACACCGUUCUUUUUAAGAGGCCUUAAGCUUCAAUGUCAAACAGAUAAGAUUCUUUUCCCAAUUAACAUCAACCUGCAUGUUAUUUAGUGUUUUAAGGUUCACUAACAAGACACCUAUACGCAUAGAGCAACAAAAUGUUGAAUAAAAACUUUCCAGAUUCUUUUA